Anopheles stephensi (Asian malaria mosquito) is the source of this 1286-nucleotide messenger RNA. RefSeq lists its product as uncharacterized. The transcript is spliced from 7 exons. The coding region runs from base 137 to 1171 and encodes 344 amino acids. The record is from RefSeq and is a predicted model, not a curated record. Lineage: Eukaryota; Metazoa; Arthropoda; Insecta; Diptera; Culicidae.
AGCGCACAUCUGCAGGCAGUGCGAGUCGAUCUUUCGAGCGCGCAACAUCUUUCGAUCGGCACACAAAGGGGUUGCCACCAUACUACAAUCGUUAGUGAAGAAGUGACUACGGCGACGACACAAGAACAGUGCUAACAUGAGGUCUACCCUUGCGAUCGGUUUGCUGAUCCUCGUGAUCGUACAGUGCACCCUGGCAAGUCCAGUUCCGCAAUUUCUCACCUUCCGCGAUGGGAAGUUUGGCGUAAACUUUGGCGGCUACCACGCCGAGGCCGGUUUGGGUGGGCUGCUCACGGGCAACAGUGCUCACGGAGGGCUGUCUGCGUCGGCCGGCACGCCCCACGGACAGCAGGCCGGUGCCGGAAUAGGCGGCCUGCUCGGCGGCAAUGAACGUACGGCGGGAGGCGCGUAUGCUGGAGCGACUGCUGGACAUGGCGUUGGAGCCAGUGCUGCCCUCGGCGGUGGACUCGACGAUAGGGGUGCGGCUGGUGGCGUUGGAGCCGAAUCACAUGCCGGCGGAGUAAGCAAGAAGGUCAUCCGACUGGGCCAAACAAACCAAGGAGCAGCACCAUCGGAGGUCGUCAUUACGAAGGAAACGGGCCUCCAGCACGGUGGAAACUUUGAGCGUAUCGAUGAUCAACACGUGAAGCAGGUACAUACGGAGCUGCGAGCGCCAGCGCCUCAGCCAGCCCCAGCCCACACCUACCACAAGACGGUCUACAAGAAAAAGGUGAUCAGCCAUCCUCACAAGGUUGCCGUCGUUGAAACACACCAUACCAGACCCGAGCCACAGAUUGAUCUAGACCGAUUCUUUGACUUCCAAAAAUUCUCCAACUUUGGGGCGCAUUAUGCUCACCCGGCUCCACCACCACCGCCUCCGCCACCAACGUUCCAAAAGACGUUUGUGAAGCAGGUGUACUACGAUCAUGAGCAUGCACCUUCCUACCAGCAAGAGGUACGCACCCGAUUGGAUUCGUCGAAUGGACACAGUGGUUCGGGAGCAUCCACGAGCAGUCAUGUGGUCAGCAGCUCGACCGCUGCUCACAAUCCCAACUUCUGGAACGAUAUCUUCAACAUUCCAAUCUCCACCCUUACAGCGGUCAACCAGCUGCUGAACAACAAGUCCCAGGGCGGAACGGUACACGUGGAAAAGCGCGUGGAACAUCAUCAUUAAAUGAACUGCUCAGUGAAACCGGCAAACGUGCACAACUUGUGUCAAGUAAAAACGUUUGGUAUUUAAAUAUAUAUCUGGUGAGAAUGUAAUCACAUUUGAAAAUUUUUACAUGCAA